Molecule: messenger RNA, 135 nt
Organism: Chondrus crispus (carragheen)
Lineage: Eukaryota; Rhodophyta; Florideophyceae; Gigartinales; Gigartinaceae
Exons: 1
Coding region: 1-135 (44 amino acids)
Source: RefSeq, a predicted model, not a curated record
AUGCAUCCAUUUCGGGUCGAUCUCCGCUUCAGACAGGGACGUACCCUUAGAGACUUCUUUUCCCUUACGCAAGAGCUCCUCAACGAGAUUGAGGCUUGCAGCGAACGUAGUCAUGCUUGUACCAACGGGAGCUGA